UUAAGAAGCUGACAAGAGAAGAACCAAGGACACCAUAAAUAUCUACAUGUAUGUGUUUUAGAAGUAUUUUUUUUAAAGGUUGCUGAGCAAGGAGAGAAUUCUUCUUCUUUUCUGUACCAAAUGUCAAGUUCUCCAAAAUUAAAACCACCGAACUGGACAAUUGGUCUUUUCUCCUCAAAAAAGGACCUUCACGAUAAGGAGAUACCUCUGGAAAUGAAUGAAAAUACAACGAACACACAUUACGAGCCUGUGAAUUUGCCACAGACAUUGAACAGCAAUGGACAACGGCCUCAGGAACGAAAUGCCACCACAUUCGAACUUAAACGGGACGUUCUUAUUAAGACUGAAACUCUCCGGCCGGCCGUGAAUCUGGAUCCACGAAUGUCCAUUUAUAGUGUCAGACGACCCUUACUUUCAAGAUCAAACAUACAAGGCAGAGUUUAUAACUUUUUAGAGAGACCUACGGGAUGGAAGUGCUUUGUCUAUCACUUUACAGUGUUCCUUAUUGUGCUGAUAUGUCUCAUAUUCAGUGUCCUUUCAACAAUCCAGCAAUAUUCGGGUUUGGCCACAGAAACGCUAUUUUGGAUGGAAAUUGUUCUUGUGGUUUUCUUUGGAGCAGAAUAUGUGGUUCGAUUGUGGUCUGCAGGAUGUCGCAGCAAAUACGUUGGAGUAUGGGGAAGACUACGCUUCGCUCGGAAACCAAUUUCAGUGAUUGAUUUAAUUGUAGUUGUUGCCUCCGUGAUCGUACUCUGUGUCGGAUCUAAUGGACAGGUUUUUGCCACAUCCGCAAUACGGGGGAUACGCUUUCUGCAGAUACUGCGGAUGUUGCAUGUUGACCGUCAAGGUGGAACAUGGCGAUUGCUGGGAUCAGUGGUGUUUAUUCACAGACAAGAACUUAUUACAACACUGUAUAUUGGAUUCCUGGGUCUGAUUUUCUCUUCAUACUUUGUCUACCUGGCUGAAAAAGAAGCCGUAGAUGAUUCGGGGCAGUACCAAUUUGGCAGUUACGCAGAUGCUCUCUGGUGGGGAGUAGUCACUGUUACAACGAUUGGUUAUGGAGACAAGGUUCCGCAGACCUGGAUUGGGAAAACCAUUGCCUCUUGCUUUUCAGUCUUUGCUAUAUCAUUUUUUGCUUUGCCGGCGGGAAUCUUGGGCUCCGGUUUUGCCCUAAAAGUGCAGCAAAAGCAGAGACAAAAACACUUCAAUAGACAGAUUCCGGCUGCCGCCUCUCUCAUUCAGACAGCAUGGAGGUGCUAUGCGGCUGAAAAUCCAGAUUCUGCAACGUGGAAAAUAUAUAUCCGGAAACAAUCUCGACAUCACAACAUAAUGUCACCCAGUCCAAAACCCAAGAAGUCUGUGAUGGUUAAAAAGAAGAAAUUUCGUGUAGAACGAGAGGAAGGAUCUACAGACAAGAUGUUGAAUGUUCCACAUAUAACAUAUGAUCAUGUUGCUGAUGAUCGUAAAAAUGACAGCUACUCCGUGGAUGCAUACGAGAACACAGUAAGAAAACCCUUUGGGCUUUUAGAUCUAAAUUCUGGCCCAUUUAUCCGAACAAGUAGCUUUACAGAUGACUUGGAUAUGGAAGGAGAUACGUUGCUUACGCCAAUAACUCACAUCUCCGAACUUCGAGAACAUCACCGAGCAGCAAUAAAAGUAAUUCGCCGAAUGCAAUACUUUGUCGCAAAGAAAAAAUUCCAGCAAGCAAGAAAACCAUAUGAUGUGCGUGAUGUUAUUGAACAAUAUUCUCAAGGACACCUUAAUCUUAUGGUCCGAAUCAAGGAGCUGCAGAGAAGAUUAGACCAAUCGUUGGGGAAGCCCUCGCUCUUUCUCUCUGGAUCAGAUAAAGUGAAAGAUCGAGGAAACAACACCAUUGGCUCACGGCUGAACCGCGUGGAAGAUAAGGUGACCCAGAUGGACCAUAAACUUAAUCUCAUCACCGACAUGCUUCAUCAUCUGGUUUCUAACCAACAUGGAGGCCAAACAAGUAGAUCUCCUCAUCGGAGUAACUCUAUAAACUCUGAAAGCCACCUUUCGAAUAACUCCCUUCCUACAUAUGAACAGCUUAGGCGAUAUCAAGACAAUGUAUCUUGAUAAAUGUAUAAUUGUGCUGCUACUUGCAAAUACACAUUGACAUUUGUUACUAUAGACCUGGGUUAAAAACUCUAAUCUAAAUAGAUAUUCAUUGUUUUAAUGAAUGGAUUUUAAAAUGGAAUGGAAAACACUGAAUAAUGAUAAAAAUAGACUGAAUUUCUUAUACUAAAAUGUAAUAUUCAUUAAAUGUCCCCCAUGCCUUAUCAAAGGUGGGGCUGGUUUCCUGAAAUUCCAUUUUUGGGAGAGAAUGGAGACGUGACAGAAUCCGGUAAAAAGCCUUAUUUGACGAAUGUAGAUUUCUGCUGACCGGAGGAAAAAAAGAGAAUGCUGGAUUCAAAAUGCGAUUGAUGGCGCACCUUGUGCAUUUAACUAUUUGUGUUAAAAGAUCAUUAUUUUUAACAUAGGCUAAUCUGUUUAACGCUGCACUGUAACUUCGUUUCCUGUGACAUUGAAAUCUUAAGCAUUAAUUAGAAAUGAUGAAAAGGGUCAAAGGAAAAACAAAUAUUUUUGGUCUUUGCUGACAACACUUUGUUGAUUUUCUUUAGAUAGCACGUCCGAGGUGGCAUUAAC
This is a messenger RNA of Pelobates fuscus (common spadefoot toad), 2661 nucleotides long. It is a transcript of the gene KCNQ1, whose product is annotated as potassium voltage-gated channel subfamily Q member 1. The transcript has 16 exons. Lineage: Eukaryota; Metazoa; Chordata; Amphibia; Anura; Pelobatidae. Bases 121 to 2091 code for a protein of 656 amino acids. Gene Ontology annotation, molecular function: voltage-gated potassium channel activity. Gene Ontology annotation, cellular component: membrane; voltage-gated potassium channel complex. The record is from RefSeq and is a predicted model, not a curated record. Gene Ontology annotation, biological process: potassium ion transmembrane transport.